This is a messenger RNA of Rosa rugosa (rugosa rose), 2951 nucleotides long. RefSeq names its product putative disease resistance RPP13-like protein 1. Lineage: Eukaryota; Viridiplantae; Streptophyta; Magnoliopsida; Rosales; Rosaceae. Gene Ontology annotation, biological process: signal transduction. The record is from RefSeq and is a predicted model, not a curated record. Bases 28 to 2289 code for a protein of 753 amino acids. The transcript is spliced from 3 exons.
UCUGAUACGCUAAACCUAAACGCUAGCAUGAACCCACAGUGGCCGCCGCCGCCGCCGCCGCAGCCUCCCUAUGUGUUCCUCAGUUCCGGAGGUUACGCUAUGGGCAAUCUCUACACUGCUCUGGUUGAAGAGGGCAUACCUACAAUUCGAGAUAAUGAAACGCUGGAGUUGGGAUCUGGGCUGAGCUCAGAAGAGAAGGAAAAAAUGUUUGAGAAGACGCUGCUUCCACAACUCUGCACAUCAAUUGAAGAAUCGAAGCUUGUGAUUGUCAUCAUUUCAAUAAAUUAUCUGAAUUCGAGCUGGUGCUUGGAGCAGGUUGCCAAGGCUGUUGAAUGCAACAAACUAAUACUCCCUGUUUUCGAUGAUGUGGAUCCAAUUGAACUCCGACUUCAAGAGGGAUCAGUUGCGGAAGCUUUCUUCAAGCACGAAGAAACCUUUAAAGACAACCCAGACAAGGUGCGAAAAUGGAGAGAAGCUAUAAAUCGCGUACCCAUAUCGGUUGGAGUUGCGGAAGCUUUUUUCAACAACAAAGAAGCCUUUAAAGACAACCCAGAUAAGGCGCGAAAAUGGAGAGAAGCUAUAUAUCAAGGACCCAUAUCGGUAGGAUGGUCUUUACAGUCUAGGGAUGAAUCCCAAGCUAUUGUUGGAACAGUUUUUGAAGAAUUAUAUGGUUUUCCUGCACCUCCACUGGGAUUAUUAUUUCUCUAUUGCUCCCUCUUCCCAGAGGGUUACGAAUUCAGGAAACAUGAGUUGGUUCAAUUGUGGAUAGCUCAAGGUUUUGAUAUGAGAGAGCAUCGCGGAGAGACAAUGGAAGAUGCUGGCAUUAAGCAUUUCAACACUUUGGAGAGUCAAGGCUUUUUUGUGCGCUCCGGAAGAGCUGAUUUAAAAGUAGAAUAUGAUGAGGUGAUCACUGUGCCCUUUUAUGUCACCCCCAGCUUCUUCUACAAAGUAAAUCCUUCUAAGCUUUCACUUUUGGAAAACAAUUGCUCCAGUGCUAAAUAUUGCAGAGUUGUGGAUGGCAAGUUUGAUGAAGCAUCAGAAUCAAGCACACAACAUAUGUCUUUGAUUUAUCAAGGCAUUGAUGAGAUGGCUUUUGGUGUUAUUCAGAAAUUUAAGAAUCUGCGCACCUUACUUCUUCUCGCUGGUUGUCAGUCUUCCAUCAAAUGUGUUCCUGCUGAUUUUUUUUUGAGCUUAAAGUUUUUGAGUACACUGAAUUUGAGUGGAACGCUCAUUUCUAGAUUGCCUGGUUCUAUUGGAGAUGUCAAGCCUUUACGAUAUAUUGAUCUCUCACGUACGCCUCUUUCCAGGUUGCCGGACUCUAUCUGUUCUCUUGACCAGUUACAAACCUUGAAACUCAGAGGUUGUAAUGACUUGUUUGAUUUACCAGAAGACAUGCACAAGCUAACUGCUCUACGACAUCUCGAUUUCAAUAUCGGUCAACAGUUGAGUGACAUGCCUCCACACUUGGGAAGAUUGAAUCAUAUUCAAACCUUGUCAGUAUUUCUUGUUGGUACUCGUGAUGGGCACCGCAUCCAAGAGCUGAAGAAUUUAAAUGAUCUUACAGGAUUGCUUUGCAUUUUACAACUUGAAAAUGUGUUGAGUAUGAGAGAUGCUAGGGAAGCAAAUCUGGCUAGCAAAAAACACCUGCAGAGGUUGGAUCUCGAAUGGAUUUCUCUAUUUGCUGAAAAUACAAAGCUGCAAGAGGACAUCAUUGAUUCUCUUCGACCCCCUUCCACUCUCGAAGAAUUAAAUAUAUUAUCUUAUAGUGGGUCAAAACUUCCAUCUUGGUUGAGCCAUCGGUCAUUUGCUGACCUUAUUGUGAUUACCCUCGACAAUUGUGCAUACUGUGAACUUUUUCCAUCUCUUGGUCAGUUACCAGCGCUGAAGUUUCUUUCUGUUGUAAGGAUGGAUGCCGUCAAAGAAAUUGAUCAGACAUUUUUCAGAAGUGCCCAUGAACCAGUUGAUCAAGCAAUCCAAGCAUUUCCAAAACUCGAGAUACUAGAAGUUGACACCAUGCCUAAUUUGAAAGAGUGGAAGGAAGUAAAAGAAGGUGAUUUGCCAUCACUUCUUCAACUCAAAAUGGAGUGCUGUCCACAACUAGUCACUCUUCCAUCAUUUUUACACCUCAAAUCCUUGAAGUAUUUAAAGCUGUUUAAAUGCCCAAAGCUUGUGCUAUCGGACCACAGUAAACUACCAACUUCACUAGAGUCUUUGUUAAUAGGAGAUAGCUGUGAACUGAAAAGUUGGUGCCGCAAGGAGGGAGAUCAAGAAUUGCAGCUGGAAAGAUAACUCAUGUGCCUAUAAUCUGGUUUGUUGGAUUAAGAUCAAAGAUAAAUAUCUCAACCAUUUUGAACAGAGGAAUAGGAAACACAAUUGGAAUCAAAUAUCAGAAAUGACAACAUUCUAAAGUUGCCGAGGAACAGUGAUGUCAACAAUAACUUGCAUAUCCAAACACAUGACACAAACAAUUGAUAUGGAAAUUGUAAGGUUUCAAAUAAAUUAGAAUCAAGUUCCAAACCCUCCCAGAAAAUAUGUUGUUUUGUUUGUUUCCAUGUCAAACCCAUAUAAGUCAUCAGUCAUGAAUCUCAACUGCAGGAAAAGUGAUCUUGUUCCCCAAUGGAUGCAAAACUAUAAAAUGUCGAACAUGUGUGCAGAGUGGUUGCUUUGUUAUUUUUGAGUUAUGAAAUACUCAUUCGUUGCAACUUGACUGUAUGACCUUUGAGGAAAAUGCAACAUUGAUGAGUGUCCUUGGCAACAUGUGAAGGAGUAUUGUAACAAGGAUAUGUAUGGACAUGUAUUGUAACAAGGAUAUGUAUGGACAUGUAAACAGAUAAUUAUGAUAGGUCUUGGUAUGAAAAAUCCCACUGCAUCUUCUUGUUAUCCUAUCAGAUUUACGUGCAAGUUUGAAUAUAUAGAUUGUUAGUGGUUAUUUAUGUGCAACAUGGUAUUUU